AUGCCACUGCCUCGUUCAGCGAGAGAGGCUAUCGCCAAUGAUAGUGAAUGUGGCAAUCUGUUCUCUCUUGAUGAUCCCGAAAAACUAUUCGUGGACCUCCGGGAAAUCGGUCACGGUAAUUUUGGUGCUGUUUAUUACGCUCGAAAUUCGGAAACAAAUGAAAUCGUUGCAAUCAAAAAGAUGUCCACAGGACGAAAACAGAAUCCUGAAACGUGGCAAGAUAUUUUGAAAGAAAUACGUUUCCUCCGUGAACUUAAUCAUCGUCAUUGUAUAGCAUAUCGUGGAUGUUAUUUAAAAGAAUAUACGACAUGGCUUGCCAUGGAGUAUUGUCUUGGCUCGGCAGCUGAUUUGAUUGAAGUUCAUAAAAAGUCGUUAGCUGAAUGUGAAAUAGCUACAAUUGUAUGUGAUACAUUAUGUGCACUUGAGUAUCUCCAUUCGAUACAUCGAAUACAUCGUGAUAUCAAAGCAGGAAAUAUUUUAUUAACUGAAAAUGCCAUUGUCAAACUGGCUGACUUUGGUUCUGCUUCGUUUACCAGUCCAGCAAAUAGUUUUGUCGGCACACCUUACUGGAUCGCACCAGAAGUGAUCCUAGCAAUGGAAAAUGGACAAUACGAUGGUAAAGUCGACAUCUGGUCACUGGGAAUCACUUGCAUCGAACUUGCUGAACGAAAACCGCCUCUCUUCAAUAUGAAUCCUAUGUCAGCAUUGUAUCAUAUUGCACAAAAUGAUCCGCCAACGUUACAGAGUAAUAAUAGUGAAAAUCAGACGCGCACAAGUGAUUUUGCUUUAUUUAUUGCCAUGUGCUUAAAGAAAAAUCCAUGUGAACGACCAACAGCAAAAGAACUUCUCAAUACGAUAUUCAUAAAAAGUCAAAGUAAUCGUGAAAGUCUUAUUGAUUUAAUUCGACGUACGAAAGACGCUGUGAAAGAAUUUGAUAAUAUACGUUACCGUCGAAUGAAAAAAGUUCUGAUGGGUCAUGACGAGCAUAAUACAUCAAGUGCAGAUCUUCAUCAAUCUGUAGAGGUGAUCAAUAUGGACACAGAUAAUUCCAAUAAUAUUGAUAAUGAACUUCUAGAUGAUCGAACAUUAGAUGACGAUGAGGAUGAUGACGAUACACAUAGUGCUGAUUUGGUUUCCGGAACUCAUGAUCUUCAUGCGGAUGAUGACGAAAGCUUGAAUUCAAGUGGUUCGAGUCUUCAACUACCAGUUCCGCCACCUUCAGCUAUUUUCAAAGGCUUACUUAUGAAUAAACAGAUAUCAACGUCAUCUCCACCUAUACAGAAUCCCAUCUACAGUGGCAUGCCAUCGAAUCCAAUCAAUGCAAAUCGAAGAAUCGCACCGGCAGAUAUCGUCUCAUCGUCAAAUAAUAAUCAAUCAUCAUUCCAAACGCAAACGAAUGAAUCAAGCAACGUCCAAAUGAGAAAACAUUUACACCAUUUGGAAUAUCCGCUGACUCAACACCGUCGUAAUGGACUGCAUCAAAAUGAGUUUUCGACAAUAAAAACUACGCGUAUUGUCAUACGUGAACAGCGAGAACAUAAUCAAGAAGAUCAACAACUGGAGCAAUUUCGCGGAUAUAAACGAAUGAGACGCCAACAUCAAAAGCAAUUGAAACAGUUUGAAGAACGUUGUCGUACUGAAAAAAAUGAUUUACGUUCGAAACUCGAACGUGAAUACAAUGCCUUUCAAGAACAGAUUACUUUCGAAAACAAUCGUCUGUUAGAAAAACAUCGUAAAGAACUAGCCGAUCGAGUCAAAUAUAAUCAGAAUCAUUUCCGAAAAUUCGAACGCGAACAGGAAGAUAAUUUCGACGAUGAAUUGAAACGAUUUCAACAGGAACAGAUCAAACAGUACAAAUUGAAGAAAGAAGCGUUCAAAAAAGAAGUGUUAAAUUCAUCAUCGCGAUCAAAGACAGAAAAAGAAGAUGAAAUCCGUCGAUUAAAAGAUGAUCUACAAAUGAAAUUACGUCAAGACGAACAAACAUUACGAGUGCAAUUGAAUCACGAACAUACAGUUCGAAGAUUACAACUCAAACGACGCAAAUUAUUGUUACUACACGCACUCGAACAAAAGCUAAUUCAAGAAAAAUGUACAAAAAGCAUGGACACAAUCGUGCAACGUCAUGGAUUACUCAAGAAGCAUCAUGAAUUAACCAAAGAACUAGAAUUGAGACAACUAGCGAAUCUACACAGAACGCGAAAUGAAUUCACGCAGAAGCAACAUCUCACAGAAAUGAUCAAUUUCAAUGAAUAUAGUAAUCGUCGUCAAAAAGAACUAGUUAAACGACACGCAUUAAAUCAAAAACAAUUUCCGAAGAACAUUAAAAUAAAACAAGCGGAAAUUAAACGGCAACAUAAAGAAGCAUAUAAUCUUCAAUCUCGUCAAUACAAGGCACUAAAGGAAAAUCUUCGUCUUGAGUAUAUCAAUGUCACAUCAAGUCGUUCACGCGAAGAACUUGAUUUGAAAUUGAAAACAAUCAAAGACGAUCAACGGAAGAAGUUCGAUUUACUCUAUCAACGUUACGAAGAAGCUGUACAACGAAUGCUUGAUCAGCAAAAUAUUAAGUUAAACUCCGAUCAAGAACGCGAGCGUACUGCAUUGAAGGCUAUACUUGAUGAAGAUCAAAGGAAUCUAUUCAAUUUACAAGAAGAAAGUCGACUUCGAAUGGAACAGCAACAUUUAGAUGAACGAAAACAGUUGGAACGUAACAUCGAAGAACGAUUGAAAAAACUCAAUGAACAAAUGGAACUUGAAUUAGCUGAAUAUAACGAUGAUCGUAGUCGACAAAUCACAUUACUUCUAGAAAAACAACGUUGUGAAUUAACUCAAACAGAUCGUGAUAUCACUAACUUAGGUGUGAAUGUUGCUGAUCUUGCAGAUACUAUCCAAGAUAUUCACUUCUUUUCCGCUAAUCCACCCGUUCAUUUGACAGCUCAAGAAAAGCAGCUAUUUACAGGCAGUGCUCAUCCGAAUAAUCGUGCAUCGAUGAUCAGCUUACAACGUUCGUAUAGUACAAAUUCUUUUACUUCAAAUACAACGAAUGGUAGUGGAGCAAACGCACAUAAAUAA
This is a messenger RNA of Adineta ricciae, 3069 nucleotides long. The record is from the annotation of a GenBank genome assembly. Lineage: Eukaryota; Metazoa; Rotifera; Eurotatoria; Adinetida; Adinetidae.